AUGCAAUUAGAGGAUGAUGAUAUUAGACGAUUGAAGUUAUUUACAUUAUUGAAUGGUUAUUAUUUGAGGGAAUCAUACAGUGUAUUGAACCGCGAGUCUUGUGAUCCUCAAGUUGACAAAACGGAGCUAAUCUGGUGUAAAGCUCAGUUUGGAAAAGAUUAUACUCCUGAACAAAUAGAGAAUCUUCAUCAAAUCAAACAAUUUGAGCUUGACUUAUCAAAGGGUACGAAUAAAGAAUUUAUAGACAGCAUUAUAGAACAGGGUUCAGAUGCAGAGCCCAUAUGGGGAACAGGGUGUAUAGAUGAUCCUGGAGAUUCAUUAUUGCCACCAAGUCUCAGGUUAAAUUAUCUGGAAAAAUCAAUUUAUAAAAUAAACGAGCGUAACGAUGAUCCAUUUGAUAUGAUUAUGAUAUUAGAGAAUAGAUACGGAUUAAUGAUAAACUCCUCUGGCUACAUCAAAGUUAUAGACUUGUGUCGUUUGAAUUCAGUUGAGGGAACCUUGUGUAAAGAGCCAACUGUGUGCACUCACAUAAGGAAGAUGUUUCCUCCGACCCAGUCGUCUUUCUCUUUAUCCUUUGUUCAAAGACUUACAUCAUUUAUGGGGCUGAAGGUCAUUGCCUUUGGAAAUUCCGUAGGGGACAUUGUCUUUUACGAAGAAUCUUACCUUGCAUUUGAGUAUCCGCCAAUAUUGGAGAAUAGUAUCCUACACCUAAAACUGGAUGAGGGCUAUGCCAGAAUUUCUACUUGUGAUGGAAUUGGAUUAUCAUCUAACCUCACUGUUUUAUCCAAUGAAGAGACUUUAACCAUAAUCUAUUUCGAUACUUUUUUUGAGAAUCCAAUUAUAAAAACAUAUAAGUUUGAAGAUAAGCUAAAUUAUGUUGAUUUUUUACGACCAGCUGAAGCUGGAUUCUUCCUUGUUAUCAAAAAGGAUAGCGGAGUUAGGCAUGUUUUACAUUUCUCAUUAGAAAAUCUACAACAAGGCAAAAUCUUGUGUGAAGCAAUAGAUAGUCUUUCAGAGAAACGAACUAAAGAACAAAAUAAUCUGCACAUGGUAGUUUCCAAGGAUGAUUUUCUGUCGGUACCAGAUUUUGAAUUUCUAACAUUGUCAUUCAACGCCCCAAGAAACGAACAUUUUAUCCAUAAAAUCUAUCAGAAUAGUUUGAUUUUGGAAUCACUACCUUUAUACCCAUCGGAAUCGAACAAUCUCGGGUUUGGUGCAUGUAUUGCGCAAAUUGAAGUUCCAGUACCAAACUACUCUUUAAUUUAUGAAAAUGAUGACUUAUUAAUUGAUAACCCAAUCCACCUAAGAUAUACUACGUAUAGAAGGAAUAUGUUUCACUAUGAAGACAUUUAUGCCAAUAAGAAACUAUUAAAGACUUCUCAACUUGACUAUGAAGACUGUUAUGUAUCAAGACGUGCCCAUGGCAAUGGAAACUCCAAGGUUUUCAAACCGGAAUCAUCUACCGGUAUAUGCACCGAUAGUUCAGUUAAACCUUCUAAUUCAGAAUACCUGGCUACGUUGAGUUUGCAACUCAAAGCCCAAUAUAAACGAAUUGACGAAAUAAGACAUAAGCUGAAAGGACAUUCAGAGUUUCAAAUAGAUUCGGAACCUUUUCCGUAUAAUCGGUUGGACCAAUUAAGGGCUGUCCAUCUUCAUAAAAGUGUAUUUUAUGGAUCUGCUGAUAUUGCAAGCAUUCAACAUCUGCAAUGUUGCAAUUCUUCUCUUAAGGAAGCACUUAAAAUGUACAUAAAGGAUUUAUCUUCUAAUGGUGAAGAAAAAGAUCAUGAACUUGAUUCAUAUGUUAAUGCCGUAAUCAAAAAGUAUCUGCAGAUAAAAGACAACACCAGAUUUCGAAACAAUGGUCCAAAAUAUGAUUCCAUUAUAUCAGAUGACAACUUUGUAAUCGAGGCUAACGAUGAACUUUCCAUAAGAAUGUAUGGUACGAAUCCCUUGAUUUUGAAUGCGUUCACACCUUCAAUUCUCUGUUCCAACCUAAACUGUGUUGAUCUUCGGAGUAAAAAGAUUCUCAUGUGUCAUAUUAACGAGUUACAUUGCAUGGUGACAGCAACGUCUUCUGGCUUAAUAUCUAUAUACCGUUUAACAGAAUGGAGAGGCGUAUACGCAUUCCGCUUUGAGAAGUUAUUAAACGUUAUAAAAAUACAAGACGUCUGUCUAGACAGUGAUGAUGAAGGAAGAACCUCUUUUUGCGAAACGCAACGAAGGUUUGCGAACCAUGAUCAGACGUUUGUCAAUAGUUGCAACAAAUGUCGACUAGUUAUUGAGAACCCUGAUAUCCACGCUCUAAACUAUACGUAUCAUCACGAUUCCUUAUCCGCAUCAUUAUACGUCUCUACACCAACAAAGCUAGUCAAGUAUACCAUCGCAGCUUCACCAUAA
Molecule: messenger RNA, 2397 nt
Organism: Kluyveromyces marxianus DMKU3-1042
Lineage: Eukaryota; Fungi; Ascomycota; Saccharomycetes; Saccharomycetales; Saccharomycetaceae
Gene: CRT10
Product: transcriptional regulator CRT10 family protein
Exons: 1
Coding region: 1-2397 (798 amino acids)
Source: RefSeq, a predicted model, not a curated record